UGAUUUUUCAAUUAUAUUUUAUUUUCUAAAUAUCAUUUUUAGUGAUUUACACCAUAUUUAGUUAUUUUUCUUUUCAUUCACCUUAUUCUUCCUGAUUUAUUCACUACCCUUUUGGAUUCCUGCCAUUAUAUAACCGUUUAUCACAAAAAAUUAAUGUUGGAGUUGACUGUUAACACCAACUCCCAGGAAUCCCAAAUAUCAAAGCUUCUUUGGAAGUAUUUAAAUCUGAAUCACGCAACACUUUUAUUUACAACAGAUAAUGAUACGGAAUCAGCCUUGAAGUUUAAGGAUGGAAGAGAAACAGUGAAGCAUUUUCCACUCAUACUGGAACUUGUUCUGACAACAUCAGAUACCGGAUCACUCCUUAUACCGAACGAACCUGAAUUGAAGGGCACUAUGGACUCGUUUGUUGAUUUUGCUUUUAAACACAACUUUGAUGUUCUGGAUGUCGAGUCAAUUAGGAUGUUGGAUACGUAUUUGCUAAAUGAAACUUUCUUUGCUGGUCCUUCCUUAACCUUGGCUGAUGUCGUAUUAUUUGUUUCUGUAUUAAAUUGGACGGUUCGUUCUAAACCAAAGGAACGUUCAGAAUUUCCUAAUCUCAUGAGGUGGUUUGAUCAUUUACAGCAUCUUCCAGAGCUUGCGGCUUGUUUUGAGGAGUUUUCAGUAAUAAACCUGUUCGAUAACAAGCUUGUUAUAUCACAGCCAAAGGCGGAGAAAGUUGAAAAGAAGAAAGAAAAGAAAGAGAAACCGAAAAUCCAAGCACCACCAGCCGAGACUAGACCUUAUGAUGAUGUGACAAGAUUAAACGUUGUUGUUGGCAGUGUUCUAUCAAUCAGGAAACAUCAGGAUGCUGACAAAUUAUACUGCCUCAAAGUUGAUAUCGGAACUGAGGUCAGGAGUAUUUGUUCAGGACUUGUUGACUUUCUUGGCCCAGAUGAUAUUCUGAACAAGAAAGUAUGCAUCCUUGCAAAUUUACCUAAAAAGAACCUGAGAGGAGAAGAAUCUAACGGAAUGGUUUUAUGUGUAUCAAACGAAGGCAAAAGUUCUGUUGAGCUCCUGGAGCCACCCGAGGAAACACCUGUGGGAGAACGUGUUAGUUGGGAAGGUUUAUCAGGAGAGCCAGACGAACAACUUUCACUGAAGAAGGGAAAGGAUACUUUUGCUAUGGUACAAAAGGAUUUGGUGUGUAAAGAUAACGUUGGAUACUACAAGUCGUCAAAAUUCAUGACUUCCAAGGGGCCAUGUUUCUGUAAAAAAAUCUCAACGGGAACAAUUUCCUAAUAAAUGUACACAUUUAAAUAAAUAGGCAACUAAGUGAAAA
Theileria parva strain Muguga is the source of this 1321-nucleotide messenger RNA. It is a transcript of the gene Yars, whose product is annotated as putative tRNA binding domain protein. Gene Ontology annotation, molecular function: tRNA binding. The record is from RefSeq and is a predicted model, not a curated record. NCBI's taxonomy places the organism in Eukaryota, Apicomplexa, Aconoidasida, Piroplasmida, Theileriidae. The transcript has 14 exons. Bases 154 to 1281 code for a protein of 375 amino acids.